Molecule: messenger RNA, 1719 nt
Organism: Stylonychia lemnae
Lineage: Eukaryota; Ciliophora; Spirotrichea; Sporadotrichida; Oxytrichidae
Source: the annotation of a GenBank genome assembly
AUGGUGAGAAAGAAUAACUCAAGAUUAAUAACAGGAUUAGUUCUUAUUUUGAGCGUAAUCUUAACUUCAAAAGCAGACGAUCAUCUAAAAAGAAAUGAGACUGUGCAACUAACACUCACUCAAUAAUUCUUCGAUAACUUACAAGCGAACUUAACUCUUCCUAUCAUUAAUAACUUAGCUGGGCUUAAUUUAGGAAACAAAAGUUUAAGCUUAAAUAUUAUUGACUUGAUGACACUAGAUGCUAACAUUACAAAUAUCACAGUGAAUACUAGUUUAUUAAACCAAACUGAUAGAAUCAUUGAACUUCUCGAAGAUAAAUUGAGACUUAAUCUUGAAAAUUUUACCUUAAAAGUAGAUGUAGACUACGAAUACAUAUCAGAUCCUCCUUACAUUGUUGAUAUUGGGGACACAUCUAUUAGUCUAAGAAGUUUAUAAUUACUGCUCGAUGCAACAGAAAAAUACGAAGACUAUGACCUCUAAUUCGAUAUAACUUAAUUGAAAAUAGGAGCAGAAAAUUUUACUUUGCAAAUUGAUGGAGUAUCCGAUUUCUCAAUAGUUAUUAAUAACAUUUUAACUACAGUAAUAAAUCUUAUCUCAGCCAAGCUCCAAUAUCUAAUAGGAGGACAACUCUAAGAUAAGCUCGUACCAUUGUUAAACAAAUUGAUCGAUAGUAUCCCAACUGAAAUAGAUAUCUCUGGCACUAAUCUCCACAUUGAUUUAGCCUUUUCAGCUGAUCCUGUGUGCAAGAUUCAUGAUUAUUUGACUCUUCCAAUUAGUUUUAGUGUAUAGAGUGAUGACUAUCCAUAUUUGCAUCCUAACCUGUAAAGUGUUCCAGCAUACAAUAAAUCUUUGGGAGAUGAAUAGAUACAAGUCACAGUAACAGAGUAUCUCAUUGAUAAUAUUUUAUUCCUUGUUCAUAAAGAAGGCGUAGUUAACUUAAACGUGACUAAUGAAGCACUUACAGUCUAAUUGCUAUCUGUAGGUUUAGGAAAUAAAUUUGAAGGAUAUAAUUAAAGUUCUGGCUGUAGCUUGAUAAUAACAACUUUGGAUCCAUAUCCAACUGUAACUCUCAAUAAAACUCAAUCUGAAAUCAAAGCAAACUUAUCAGCAGAGAUCUAAUGCAAAAAGUAGCCAGAAGAUUUUGAGUAUCAUCAUUGUAUUAACUUAGCUGUGGAUUUUGACAUUCAAUACAAGUUGCAAGUCUUCUAGAAUAACAUGAGUGUGUAGCUGAUUCAAAAGAAUUUAGUAUUCAGCAUUUUAGGUGGAUACAACACAUCUAUAGGAGAAAUCAGUAAUUUCGAACUAUACAUUAUCUCUUCGUUCGUAGAGUCACUGCUAAAAUCUCUAAUCAAUACAUUUUUCAAGGAUGGAAUCAGUGUAAAUGAUGUUUUGAAGAUGCUAUUGAAAAGUGAAGUUUUGACUGUUUCCUAAUUUGAUAUACUGGAUCUCGAUGGAUUCACUGUAAUAAAAGUCACUCCUCAAUUCAAUAUAACAAAUGCAACCCUUGCUUACUAUGUUAAACAUUUGCUCUCUAAUAUUCUAGAUACAGAGGAUGGCAAAAACUAGGAUUAAAAACCUUUACAUAUUUCUAUUCCAUCAGAAGUAAAUGUCCAAGCCUAUACUCAUAUAUUUCAGCAAAUUAACACAAAUCCUGAAAGUAUCGAAGCAAUGAUCAUGGAAACUAAUGAAUAUUAAAAGUUCAUUAAACAACAAAUAUGA